UUCCCUUCCAUGCAAGGACAAAUUCUUUGAUAAAUGUGAGAAAGAAAGAGAGAGAAAGACAGAAAUAGAGAGAGAUUGGUGUUUUGUAAAGUUGCUUGUAGCAUUUUGCUAAUUUACAGUGUAUGAGCAGCAAAGGAAUAAGGGAGUGAGAGAGGUAAGUAAAGAAGAAGAGAGAGUACUCCAACACACACUCACACACAAAACACAAACAUGUUUGAUGGAGUCCCAGACCAGUUCCACCAAUUCAUAACACCAAGGACUUCACUUCCUCUUCACUUACCUUUCCCUCUCCAUGCUUCUUCAGCCCCUAACAAUAACACCACCUUCCCUUCUUUUGAUCCUUACAACCCUUCUCAUCAUCAAUUGCCAUUCCAGCCCAAUCUCUUGCACCACCCAUUACACCACAAAGAUGAAGAGAAGGAAGAAAACAACAACACAGUGCAGCCAAAUCCAAUGAACUUUCAAAUUGAAAGAGAUCAAAGACAACAACUACCUCAGCUUCAGCAGCAGCAGGUUGAUCCCUGGACAAAUGAUGAAGUUCUUGCUCUUUUAAGGAUCAGAUCUAGUAUGGAGAGUUGGUUCCCAGAGUUCACUUGGGAACAUGUCUCAAGGAAGCUAGCAGAAGUUGGAUACAAGAGGAGUGCAGAGAAGUGCAAGGAGAAGUUUGAAGAAGAGACUAGAUAUUUCAACAACAUUAAUUACACCAACAAGAGUACUAAUAUUAAUAAUUAUCGGUUUCUCACUGAGCUUGAAGAGCUUUAUGAGGAGGUAGGGACUGAGAAGAGUACUACUCAUCAGCAGCAGCAGCAACAACAAGACAAGAUGGAGGAGCGUGCAGCAUUGGAUGAUCAGGAUCAUCAUGAUGAUUCGGUUGAUCAAACAAAACAAAACAAGGCUCAAAGUGAGGAGGAUCAAGAGAAAAUCAUGAAGGAGAGGAAGAGGAAGAGGGUUGAUGAUAGGUUUGAGGUGUUCAAGGGGUUUUGUGAGAGUGUUGUGAACAACAUGAUGGCUCGGCAGGAAGAGAUGCACAGGAAAAUCAUUGAGGACAUGGUGAGAAGAGAUGAAGAGAAGUUCUCAAAAGAGGAAGCAUGGAAGAAGCAAGAGAUGGAUAAGAUGAACAAGGAGCUUGAGAUGAUGGCACAUGAGCAAGCUAUUGCUGGUGAUAGGCAAGCCAACAUCAUUCAAUUCUUGAAGAAUUUUGAGAAAAGUCAAAGAUUUGGAAGCGGAAAUGGAAAAGAGAAACUCAAGGUAACAAGUGAAGAUUCUUCCACAUUGCUCUCACAAAACCCUAGUCCUUCACCUUCUUCUACUUUACCUACUUCAUGUGCACUUGUAGUAGCUGAAAACCCUAGCUCAAUUAAUCUUGGUCAAGACACAUCAUCACGAGUUGUUGUUCCUUUUGAGAACCCUAGUUCUUCUCUAAAUCCACAAGAGACAAAUUCUGUUUUGAUUCAUAAAGGCUCCACUAUAGAGAAAGAUGAUGUUGGGAGAAGGUGGCCAAAAGAUGAGGUUUUGGCACUGAUAAACCUAAGGUGCACUAGCAACAACAAUGAGGACAAGGAAGGGAACAAUAAGGCACCACUAUGGGAGAGAAUCUCACAAGGGAUGUUAGAGUUGGGAUACAAGAGGAGUGCAAAGAGGUGUAAAGAGAAAUGGGAGAACAUAAACAAGUACUUCAGGAAAACCAAGGAUAACACUAGUAAGAAGAGGUCCCUUGAUUCAAGGACAUGUCCCUACUUCCAUCAACUCAGCAAUCUGUAUAAUCAAGGGAAACUUGUUCCACAAUCUGAAAGGCCAGAAGGGAAAUUGAAUAAUGCGGCAGCAAAUAAUAAUGCACCAGAUCAAAUUACCCCUCAAGCUGAGUCUUCUUCCACCCAAGUGGGGUCUGGUUGUGGUAAUUUCACUGUGCAGCAGCAGCAACAGCAGAAGGUUGAUGAUCAUGAAGGUGAGAAAACUUCGAUGCAGCAAGUACCUUCUUUGGAUUUUGAUCAGUUUUAAUUCAUUAUUGAUUUGCCCAUUUUCUAUCACAUAAUAAUAAGUACAACAUCUUUUGUAUCUUCUGUAAUUUUUUCUUUUUCUUUCUUUUUACUUGAUGGUGGCUAUUUAAUUUAUAGCAUAUAUAAUUUGAAUGUAUAAUUGAAAAACUUAGAUUUGAUGAUCGCACCGACAGGUUGAGGAAUGAGAACAAUAUUUAUGUUCUAGUGUAA
Lotus japonicus is the source of this 2207-nucleotide messenger RNA. Its product is annotated as trihelix transcription factor GTL2-like. The transcript is spliced from 2 exons. Bases 211 to 1998 code for a protein of 595 amino acids. The record is from RefSeq and is a predicted model, not a curated record. NCBI's taxonomy places the organism in Eukaryota, Viridiplantae, Streptophyta, Magnoliopsida, Fabales, Fabaceae.